GUUUUACAAUUACUCGUUUACCCCGUCCGAAUCGAACCCGGGCUUUCAUUACGGCUGUGGUUCAGGGGGAUCGGGAAGUAAUGUAUUCAAAUACAUGGUCGAACGUACCACUCGUGUCAUAAAUAGAACCAAGCUUAAAGGAAGCGGAUGGCAGUGUACUGACAGACAAUACCAUUACACUGUAAUGGUUUGGUCUGUGUUUAGCGUGCUAUGCUAGCUAGUAUUUGUGAGGAUAUGUAGAUAGCUACUAGCUAGGAAGCUGAAAGGAUUAAGCUGCCGGGUUGUGGGUUGUAGUUAGCUUUUCUAUGUUAAAACCAGCUAGCGGCUUUGUACGUAUAACAACUCUCCAGAGUUUUCCUCAUCGGGUAACAAGCACCCCUUACAGUGUAUGUGUGGCAACAACAUGUCUGUGCCGCUGCUCGCCGAGGCCGUGACGGUGUCUGGGACGGAGAAGGAGACCGCCGCGGUGAUCUUCCUUCAUGGUUUGGGUGACUCAGGGCAUGGCUGGGCGGACGCCAUGACGGCUAUCCGACUGCCACAUGUAAAGUAUAUCUGUCCCCAUGCGCCCAGAAUCCCAGUCACGCUUAAUAUGAAGAUGACUAUGCCCUCAUGGUUUGACCUAAUGGGUCUCAGCCCAGAUUCCCCAGAGGAUGAGGCUGGCAUCAAGAGGGCAGCGGAGAACAUCAAAGCCAUUAUUGACCAUGAAGCAAAGAAUGGGAUACCUGCUAAUCGUGUGCUGCUUGGAGGGUUCUCUCAGGGUGGGGCUCUAUCCUUGUAUACUGCCCUCACAUGUCAGCAGCAGUUGGCAGGCGUGGUCGCACUCAGUUGCUGGCUACCGCUUCACAAGAGUUUCCCUCAGGCGGCAAGCGCCAGUGGGAAUAAAGACAUGCCCAUACUGCAGUGUCACGGGGAGAUGGACCCCAUGAUCCCAGUGCAGUUUGGGGCCAUGACGGCGGAGAAGCUCAAGGUCAUCGUCAACCCUCAGAAAAUCACCUUCCGAACUUACCCAGGACUCAUGCACAGUUCCUGUCCUCAGGAGAUGGCAGCGGUGAAGGAAUUCAUUGAGAAGCAGUUGCCCCGUAUCUGACCUCGCCUCAACCCUACUGUGACCCUUAGACACUGACCUCUCACCUCUGACCUGCCAUUCUCCCACAGGAAACAGCCAUUAACACCGCCCCCUCCGCGCACGCACACACACACACACACACGAACAAACUUUCACGUAAUACCAUCAUUAUCCUCGUUUUCUCACCUCAUUCCAUAGAAAUCAAACACUCAUUAUACUGGACUCACUGUUCUUAAAAACAUUAAACCUAUCUUCUCUUCUGAGGGAGAAUCACUGACUCACACAUUACAUUCCCCUGGGAUUAUUUCCUCUCAAACUCAACUCACCCUUAAGCCCUCCUCACCCCCCCCCCCCACCCAUACCCAAUAAUUCUGUGUGUGUCAGUGAGUCAGGUUCUGAGCCCGGUAGUUAGCGGGUGGGCUGCUCCUGCCCCUAGAUGCCGCCCAGUGUUAGAGAGGCUGACCUAGUGGAGAGUGCGGAUUCAGCAGCCUGUGGUCCCGUUCUUCGGACCCCGAGGUCUGAUGCUCUCUGGAGUGACUCCGGUUGCGACGCUCCACUGCAUACCGUGGAGGUCACGCCCCAGACCCAGCACCCACUCCCCAUGGCUGCUGCCACUGUCAUACCUGGGGGGGCCACUGCUUUGGCUGAUUGAAAUAUCUGACAUUAUAAAUAACUCAAUUGAAAUAAAGGAAACCAAUGGACCAUUAACUUUUGCCACCAUUUUCUGUUCUUUACUGCAAUUUAGGACUGUUGAUGAAUUGUAUAUUUAUGAUUUUAUUUUGUUUCCAAUGGAUGGACCAUGAAACAAGUUAAUAAUUGAAUUAACUGUAUUGACUAAAAUAUAUGGAAAUGUUAAAUACACCUAAAAAGUUUAGGCCUUAAGAGCGCUAUAUUCUUGAGUAUUUUUCAGCAAAGCUUAAAUGCAUAUGUAAUUCAGUAUCACACCGCAUGUUACCAGGGCCAGAACUAGAACUAUAGACACAACUUGACUAAUUUGAAUGCAGUUCUUCCCAGUCAUUCUCUCAGCAUCUAGCAUUUGACCAGUGAGCCAUGUUUCAUUCCCAUGUCCAGCACAAAUCAAUUCUGUCACUCUGACUGGUCAUUUAUACUGUCAAGCAGAACUAUUUACUGAUUUGACAACUUGCAGGCAUCCACUAAUACCGCAUUAAAGGUCAGUUUAUCCAGUGCUAUAAUUAAUUUGUCUCCUAAAAUGGGUAUACACUGUCUUUGAUAGAAAAAAAGCUCUUGUUAAUUUAAGGGUGAUUUUUAAACAGCAUUAAUCUUGAACAACUCGUGGAGCUUGGGUGUCGGAAUUUUAACUGAGGAGUCAGUGUGCUAAAAUCAGGUGUUCUGUAUUUUUUCCUUCUGUGAAUGUUUUCUCUCUUUAUGAUUACAUAUUCUGUAUUACUGAAACCUAAGUUAAAAUGGUGGACAUUGGAGAAUUAAACAUCUGUAUUGAUUGUUGUUCCGCUAUUUAAUGAAUGUCUCCUUUGUCUUAUCACAGCUUUCCGUAUGUCAUCUUCCUUGACCCAACUCGUCUGUUGUUACCUUUCACUUGUAAUAGUGGGCAAAAUUUUUAAUGAUUUUGUGUUAAUUUUUCUGUGUUUCUUUCCCUUCCAUCUUUUUUUGCCUUCCAGUCCCAUAUGUUUAUACCCUGACUUCCUUUGGGACAGGGUUGAAUGCGGUGUCUAAUGUAUGUUUUCCUGUAUCUUGUCAUUGGUUGAGUUUUUACAGUUGUGGCAUAACGAUUUUUCAUUUUGUCUCAAUGUUUUUCGUCAUCUCAUCUUUGUUUGUUUAUUUGACUUGCUAAAACAUGUUGAGUGACUGUUGGUCCCUCAGGUUAUUUUAAGACACCUGUAUGUGGAAUAAAUGAUGCAAAUAACAACAGUA
This is a messenger RNA of Esox lucius (northern pike), 2956 nucleotides long. It is a transcript of the gene lypla2, whose product is annotated as lysophospholipase 2. Lineage: Eukaryota; Metazoa; Chordata; Actinopteri; Esociformes; Esocidae. Gene Ontology annotation, molecular function: palmitoyl-(protein) hydrolase activity; carboxylic ester hydrolase activity. The coding region runs from base 389 to 1087 and encodes 232 amino acids. Gene Ontology annotation, biological process: protein depalmitoylation. The transcript is spliced from 10 exons. The record is from RefSeq and is a predicted model, not a curated record. Gene Ontology annotation, cellular component: cytoplasm.